Molecule: messenger RNA, 6100 nt
Organism: Notolabrus celidotus (New Zealand spotty)
Lineage: Eukaryota; Metazoa; Chordata; Actinopteri; Labriformes; Labridae
Gene: soul3
Product: heme-binding protein soul3
Exons: 5
Coding region: 388-1224 (278 amino acids)
Source: RefSeq, a predicted model, not a curated record
GUGGUCCGCCCUCAUCUCCUGUAAACAUCGCGUUCACCUCCGGCUACAAAGAGGGAGGCGUCAGUGGGCUCCGCGCGGGCGAAGCAGGCGGCUGCCUUCUCGGUUUUUUUGUCGAAUAAAAAGUAUAUUCGUCGAAGGAAUAUGGCUCAAUAAAGUGCAACAUAACAUUGAAAAUAUGGUUAUGACUGAAUGUAUCGAAGAAAGCUUCGCUGUGCGCGGUUUGUUGACCAGAAAGUAACGACUGUCCUAAUCUGGACCAGCAACUAACCGAAGAAGAUUAAACGAAGCGUAGAAGAAGCGAGGAUUCAAAAGCAGUCCUUGCCUUUUUGAUACCAGGCAGUAGUUAAAAGUGUUUUCCGUCGGUAGGUAAAGGUUUACGGCAAAGAAAUGGAUCGAGGUGGCUGUCAAAUGAAUGGCGGCGGAGGAGGAGGCAGUGACCGGAGCGGGCCCGACCCACACGGGAUGAUCACGCUGGAGGACCUGGAGUCUUUCUCGGAGGACCAGCUGUCAGACUCGGGCAAUGGCAGCCUCGAAGAAGAAGGAGAAACCAUGGAGGACGAUGAAGACCAGGGCCGACUGCUGCAUUACUGGCAGGACGUGGCGAGGGGACACCAAGUGGAAGUUGCUCAAGAUAUGGCAGAGCCCAUUCAACAGCUGACCAGCAACAACCAAGGACGCAGCCAGAGACAACACAUCCCAUUCAAUCUCCUCGGACGCAAAGAGAAGUGCGGGGAGCUGCUGUAUGAGAAACGUCAAUAUGACAAGGGCCACUGGGCUUGUAUAACAAUGCGUGAGGACACUUAUGAACAGAGCAUCUGCUAUGGCUUUAUGAAGAUAAUGAAAUACAUCUGCCAGCAGAACUCCCUGGGCGACUACCUGGGCAUGACGCUCCCCAUCGUCACAGUUGUGCGCACAGAUGAGACCCAUUCUGUGGUGUCCAAUGAUGUCACUGUGGCCUAUUUCCUUCCUGAGUAUCUUCAGGCCCAGCCCCCACAGCCUACUGAGAACGAGAUUGUCAUAGAGAUGUGGCCCGCCACUACUGUCUACACGAGACCCUUUACUGGUCCCACCAAUGAAGUGACCAUCAUCGAACAGGUCAACACCAUGGCUGAGAUCCUGGACUCUCCGGGUGUGUGCAUCAACAACUCGUUCAUCGUGGCCGGCUACACCAACCCUGCUCACAGCAACCGCCAGAACGAGAUCUGGUUCCUCGAACGACCCUGAUGGACGUGAGGAUUAAGCAGCAUCCUUCCUAUCUUGUGACCCUCGAGCCUCAUUAAAAGACUCCCUUAACACUGCCGCAGCUCAGCUACAGCCUCAGGUGCAACAUCCUCUUUAGCCACCACCUCUACCUGAAAUGACCACCAGCCCAGCACACUCCAGAUCAGUCGGGGUUGGAAGAAAAAAUAAAUCAGCUCUUAGCUUUACUCUCAUCAAAUUUUCAUUCAUGCUCCUUAUGAUUGAUUCUCAUGUCACCUCUAAAGAACUGAACUGCCAAACUCUCACAGACACAACCAGAUGCUAAAGAGAAGCAUAGCACUAAAGAGUCUCUCCCUCCCCGCAUUGCCCUUGUGUCAGAAGUUGAAAUUGUUUUAAAUCUCAGCGCUCUGUGAACAUAGUGACCUUUGAUUGGUGUCAGAAAUGUGCAACAGCCUGUCUUAUCACAAUGGAAGCAGGUUCUCUGUGAACAUGCAGCCUUAUCUAUAUGCUCCCUUUCUGUCUGUUGCUCAGCUAUAAUGUUCUGUCAUGUGGGGUGAAGGUCAAUGCACAACAGUAAAAAAAAAAAAAAAAAAAAAAAAAAAAUCUCUGUUAGCUUUCUGAGGUGAUUUCAUGUCAGUGUUGAUCCACUGUUUCUUUAUCUCUGGACUGCAUCAUUCACUAGUCGUUGAAAGUAGUUCUGAUCUAUGUGGCGCUGCAUCGUUAUUUUUGUUUCAACAAUAAGUGCAAUAUUCGCCAGUUAACCCACAAUCAACAAAGCCAGUUAUUACAGUUACUGGGCCUUUUAUCUGACCUUCUCCAAGGUGGUUCAGUUGCUGAUAUGGUGGGUUUGGGGAGGGGAUCUGCAGCGUUCAACACAACCCAAUCAAGACUACAUCAUGAGGCUUGAACCACCAAUAAGCUCAACACAACAGGUGGCACUAUGGCUUUGUUCAGACUGCAGGCAAAUCAGGUUUGUUGCUGAAAUUAGAUUAGUAAGUUCACACGAUAAUUAGUUUACACUUGUUUAGAUCCGGUUUGUGGUAACAAGAUUAGCGUCAGUAUCGACAUACGAAAUAAAAUGGAGAUUCUUUUUCGCACUCUCCAACUAACUGCACAGUCCAACUCCAACACAGUCACUUCAUUUCAGUCCACUGACUGCUAAUUGCACGAGGAUUCUGCUCAGGAUUUUACAUUUUACAGAUUUUAGCACCCACAUCACUUAGCCUGUGAUAAAUCUGACAGUCUGAAUAAGGCCUGAUUUGAGAAAACAAACACCUCUGAACACGACACGUUCACAGGUGUUUGUGCAUGAAUGUACAGCAACAGGGAGAAGGUAAAAACAGAUACCACACUUCUAUAAACCUACCACUGAAAAACUCACUCAUUCUACUGCUGAAAGACAAUCAUGAAGAACAAGAAUAUUUACAUCUUUUUGUCUUAAGAAAAAGAUUCAAGUCAAUGCAUUCCUCAUCUUUCCAAUCCAUUCACAUACACACACAGGAACAGUUACCUUUGUACCUCUUUUUCAUGCUCUUUCUACUUGCCACUCUGUCAAUGUUAGUUAGUAUGCAUCCAAUCAUUUAAAUGCCAUCAUCGCUGAGUAGAGGCAUUUCAUGCAAGAAAAGACAGCACAGAGAAUAUCUCUACUGUGAACAUACUUGUUUAUUUUUUUUAAAUAGAAGAAACCGAAAAUUCUGUUCUAGUUAAAACUGUUUUUAAUGUUUUAUCACCAAUCUAAUGAGAGUCUAAUAAUUCAGAGUGAAAGAAGUAUGUAUGUUUAUCUUUACUAUAUUUUAAAAUAAAAUCUCAGUCACCCCGGAUUUGGUUAUGGUGAUUUUUUUUCAUUUUUUCUUGUAGUACAUGUGACUGCCUUUUGCUGUGUGACAGGUUAUACCUUUUAAGCAAAGAUGUGACAUCAUGUUUCCACUACUAGACCUACUUAUUGGUCCAGGCAACCUUGAUAGGAUGUGGUGGACCGUGUCUCUUAUCUCACAUUGGCAGAAAUGCAAAGGGGGUAAUGAUGUAAAUCCCAAAACAGUUGAAGUCUGACUUAACUAGAUUAGAAAAGAAAAGUCAAUGUUUGGUGACUACUAAAUACAGAAACACCUUCCUGCCACAUAGCACUCUGCCCAGGAUUGACAGCUUUUUGUCUCCGACUCUGGCAUCUAAGUGUCGAUCUCUUACUGGAGGCAGAAGCCCUGAAUUUUCUCCUAUGUUGCAUAGUAUGCUACACUACCAGAGCCCCCAAAUGGAGGCUCUUCUUUGACCCAGACUUUGAUUUUUUAAUAAGUUCUUGAGGGCUCUCUUUUUAGGUUACUGGACAGGACAGCUGCAGAGAGACAAGAAAGGUGGGGAGUAGAGAGAGGGGGAUGACCAAGCGGCAACUUCCGGUCUUAAAAUAUGAAGCCCAUGCGGAAGUGCUAAAAACUACAGUUCAUGGAGCGUCCACUUAAGGCUGGCUGCAGAAACACCGGAAACCACAUACACACCCAUUCAAAAAUCUUUGCAGCAAUAAUAAACAUGUUUACAGCCUGGUUCAAAAAACGGUUUAGGUCCAAAGAGCUCAUUUCUCUAUACAGGGGUUGAAUUUUUUUAUAACUGUAUUUUCCAAGAUAUCAAACUUGCAAGUUUUGCACAAAUAAGGACUAACUGACUUGGUUGACAGGCAGGCACCAUGUAGCUGUUAGCGACAAGGCUAAAGGCCCACCUCUUUACCUCACACUAACUCAGACUAAGGCUGUUUUCGAAACGGCCUGCUACUUACUACCUACUAAUGUAGUAGUCAGUAGGUACUGCCUACAACAUACUGUGUUUGAGUUUAGUGUGUAGUAUGACUGUUCUGUUGGUUCUGUGUUGCAGUACGCUGGGCCAGACGUCACUGAAUUUCUGGUUUUGGAAAGCUGAAGUAAACAACGACCGAGCUGAUAGCGAAACUGCUUCUUUAGCAUCCACUUAUGAUUUAAAAAGUUAGGAAGUGGUUCAUAUGGAAUUUAAUAAUUUUCACAGCACCUAAAAACUGAGUCCCCCCCCCGUUAAAAAAGAAGAAAAAAGAAAAAGCAUAACGUUAGCACUGUGCAUUGUGGGAAACACAAGAACUGUAGCCUCAGUGCAUGGGGCUCAAGCUUCUAUCCCUUCAGACAAAGUAUUUUCUUAUCAGUACCUUUAGCAGGUCUAGCAACAAAGGCCUCUAAGGUUCGUUUUAGAUAUGAUUACAAAUCUGUAUGUUUUAUUAAAAGAAAAAGCACACAUCUACAAUCAACCUGACUUAGAUAGGGGGUUGCUAGACUUAAAUCAAGGUGUUUUUCCUCAUCAAAGUAGUUCCAAAUAUGGGCGCACUGAUACUUUCAAAGCUACAUUAAAGUACAUUCGAAGGGGGUGAUAAAGCAGAGAGAAUGCUAGGAAGGUAUACUGAACAGACAGAGGCACUGAGCUCUAUAGGAGCCGUUCAAACAGAAGGUGAUGCUCUGCUGAAGGCUGUGUGACUCAAACAAGGUUAAAAAAAAAAUCAUUCAGAGAUUUUCACUGUUGCAGCACCACAAGUGAACUAGCAGGAGAAGAAACAUUUUGAACUCCUCUCAGUCUUGCUUCUUUCUCAGAGGACCACUUGAAUUUGCUGAGACUACAGAUUUGUACAUUUCAUUAAAAGUCUCCUAACAUGACAGCGCAAGGCCGAUGUGGUUUCAGAUUCCAUGAGGCUUUUCUCCCAUUUCAUUUCAUACUGUAAAAUUGGGCACUAAAUUAGGGUGCUCUAUCAGUAGAACUGCCAGGGACACUCAUUUUAAAGAAAGAUAAGGAUAAAUCAGCCUGCAAAAGCUACAGACCAAGUAGGCUGAUUGAAAGUAAUAUCCCAGCUCAGAUCCAUCUUGACCAAAUUUGCUGUACUUGUUUGUAUUAUUUCUAACGACUUCACUUUUUUAUGAAUUUAAGCUCCACUAAUACAAUUCGAUGUCUGAAUAACAUCACGCUGGCCCUCUCUCAAGGUGCAAACAAUGCGUUUAAUAGAGCAGAGAGGCAAUGCUUGUUUGUAACCCUGGAGUAUUCAGUCAAAGGAGGAUUUUUUUUAAACUUUGCCCAAUCUCUUGAUUACUGACUAUGAGCAUUAGUUGCAAAAUUAGAGCUUUAAUAAAGAAUGUAUGGCUUCAUAGGGCAACUUUACUUCACUGGUAUCCAAACAGAAACUAUCUCAUCUAUCUCAUGCUUUAUGCAGACCAAAUUGCAGUUUCUAUAGUAAACCAAGAAAACCAGCACAGCACACGACUAUACACCUUUUUAUUCUGUAUAUUAUAUUGCUGCAUGUUAUUUGGUAUUGGUCUAUUUGUCUUUCCUUUUUAGGUACAUCCAUUUUUCUUUAUUUCAUUUGUCUAUAUGUACAUGCCACAGUCCUUUUUUUCUUUUCAUGUACAAGGACUGACAUUUCUGUCUAUUUGGCCAAAUGUGCGUAACUGAAAAUGAGCGGACCAAAUCCUCAAGCUUUAGGUUAUCUACUGUAAUUAGUUAUCAUGGCUUUUUGUAUAUUUGCACAAUUAUUGCUCAAAGUCUUUAGAAAUUCUGUUUUAUUAUAGUUACAAUUAAUGUUUUCAUUUGGCAUAAUGAAAGUAAAAGUUGUGAAACUUUUAAAAGACAUCCAAAUCCAAAGAAUUGGUUUAUCUUAAAAUAAAAGGGAGUUGAUAUGAUGGCCUAUGACAACCAUAGUGAGUCAUCAGUGUAAGAAGAGAGCCAUGUUACAUGGUUAGAUAUUUCUUUAAAAGCAUGAUUUAAGAGGAACAUCAAUUGUUAGCAUGUUUUUUUUUCUUUUUUUCUUUUAACCGUUUUAUAAAAGUGGGCAGCUUUGUAAGAACGCAAGUACACUGACAGCAGCCUUGACCUCCUUUGUUCAAUAAAAACAUGUUUUUCUCCUUCA